GACUUGGACGUAGGGUACCACAGUGUUCAGUGAGUGCUGACUGGCCGAUGCAAGCGAUGGAGUGUCCGUACACACGGGAGCACACGUUGCACUGUCGAGGUUCCUGAGAUAGAGAGAGACUCCGAGGCCACAUCGCGAAGCACCCUCUAUGAAUUGAACUACAACGAUGACUAAAUUGGGCAGUUUGGACGCCAUAUCAAUGUCGUAAGCUGUCGCGCCUGCCAAGUCCGGCGUGGUAGGGUGCGCCGAACAUGCCGUCAGGCACUUCCCCGCCGAAUCCAGCCGGUGUUCUAUGCAGACCCUGUUUCCUAUUUCGUCGCAGUGUUUAUACGCUCCAUAGAGGGGUGUAGGUCUCCAAUGCGACGUCGUUGCAGUCGAGUAUAAGACGUACCCGAGCCUUUGGCAGGUCAGCAGCAGCACACUGCAGGAGGUCUUUCUCCUUCACACUCUUCACGGUCCUCACUUCGAUCUCCAAUCCUCUCCACUUCUUCACUUCGCGACCCUAGCCAAAAUGGUCCAGACGUUCAUUCUCACCCGCUCCUUCGCCAUCUCUGCGCUUGUCGUCGGUGCCUUUCCCGUCGCAUACGCCGCGCCCGUCCCCAAGGUCGUAGUUCACGAAGCGAGGCACGAUCCUCGUGGGUGCCGUUUGAUGGGAUGCCUCUACGCUCUUCCGACCGGACAGGAAGACACCAACGCCACGAACAGCGCUAGCGUGACGACAUCCCAGACGACGCUGUCGACAGACUCACUACAAGUCAUCGACUUCCUCAUUUCCACUCUGACCUCCGCGCGCAAUUCACUGAGCUCGUCAUCUACAUCCACGAGCGCGGUGACGGUAGACGCAGUAGUGCCUUCUGUCGACAUCGGGGAGGAUAUCGCGGACCAUUCUUUCGCGGAGGAACUUGCAGCGAGUCUCUCUUCUGACAUGAAAGCACCAUCGCCACCCCCAGUAGCAGAGGCGACGGUACCAACCGCCGAGGUGACGCCGGCAGAGAACGAAGCUGCCAGUCUCGACGCCCUUGUUUAAAGAAUGUCGUCGCAUUCGUCCUCCUGGUGCCCGACGACCAUGAGUCGUGUCCCCCUCGAGUUUUCGUGUUCCGCGCGCUCCCUCCCCCUCUUCCAUUAUACGGCUCGGACCUUCCGUGCUCCGGCUCGCGUUACCUUUCCUACCGGCGCUGCCUUCUCACGCGUUCGCUGCACCCCAUCCGUCCCAUCUGGCAACCUUGUUCGUGCGAUGGAACUGCCGGCUGUGCUGGCAUUGUCAAACACGCUCUGAGUCUUGCUCAAGACCUUCGGAUGUAUUCUCUCAUUCCGUCGAGUGCGCACUCCAUUAAACCGUUCGUCCUUCCCGUGUAGCGACACUUUAGAUACUCCGCGUCCCCUUCCCGUCUGCUGUGCACUUACUCUUGUUGUAAUAUCACUCACCUAGUUGUUGCUGCUCUUCCAAUCUGCUCUCCAUCAUUACCUGUCGACUCAUCAACGGUUUGUAUCAAUA
This is a messenger RNA of Dichomitus squalens LYAD-421 SS1, 1495 nucleotides long. RefSeq lists its product as uncharacterized. The transcript is spliced from 7 exons. Lineage: Eukaryota; Fungi; Basidiomycota; Agaricomycetes; Polyporales; Polyporaceae. The record is from RefSeq and is a predicted model, not a curated record. Bases 512 to 1027 code for a protein of 171 amino acids.